Molecule: messenger RNA, 1473 nt
Organism: Effrenium voratum
Lineage: Eukaryota; Dinophyceae; Suessiales; Symbiodiniaceae
Source: the annotation of a GenBank genome assembly
AUGGGUGAACCCAAGUGGGGUGUCUACGUUGGCAAGGCCAGAGAUGUGACCUGCCCCGGUGAUAAUGUCACAUACGAGUUUGUGGUCUACGAUGGCCACAGGUGCAGCCUGGAGUGUAUCCCUGAGAAGUCCUUCUUCUGCGGUGGUCAGCCGCCCUGGAAGUGCGAGGGCAACUACGAGGUCGAGGAUGGAGAGAUCGAAAUGGAGGUGACCAAGCCAGACGUGGUGGGGCCCCGCCGCGAUUCAGAUGUGAAGCUGGAGGCCUCCGAGUCCAAGCCGGAGGUCACCUUUCGGCAGACGAGGCUCUCCUGGGUGGGAUCCCCACCGCCGCUGCCCUCACAGGACCCGGCCAAGUUGAAGAAGGCACAGCUGCUGAAGGAGGAAGAAGAAGCCGCCCGGCGCAAAAGCGAGCUUGAUGCCGUGCGUGAGGAGCUGGAGCGAGAAAAGGCACAGCAAGAAGAGCUUGCGCAGAAGGAGAAGGCGGAGCUGGAGCUGCUGCGGUCAGAGCUGCGACGCCAGCGGGAAGCGCAGGAGGCGGAGGCUGCGCAGCGCAGGGCGGAGCUGGAGAAACAGAAGGAGGAGCUUCGGGCCAUCGAAGAGGAGAAGGCUCGCCUGGCCAAGCUGCGGGAGGAGGAGCAGCAGAGCCAGCAGCAGCAAGAGCUCGAGGCGCAGAAGGUCUUGGAGGAGGUGCGGCAGCAGAGGGAAGCGCUCAAGGCCCUGGAGGAAGAGCGCCAGGAGCUUGCCAAGCGCGAGGCUGGGGAGCAGCAGCGGCGCAAGGAGGAGCAGGAAAAAGAAGCUACACGCAUGGCAGCCGAGGCGGAGCAGCACAAGGAGGAGAUCCAGCGGAGGCGGUCUGAGCUGCAGACCCUUGAGGCUGCCAGGGAUGAGGUCUUAGCGAAGAAGAUGGAGGAGGAGCAGCGAUUCACCUCUGAGCUGCAGAGGUGGGCGGAGCAGCAGCAGGAGGAGCUCCGGAAACACCGGGAAGAGCUGCGAGCGUUGGAGGCAGAGAGAGAGGAGGUCUUGCAGAAGAAGCUAGAAGAGCAACAGCGGCUGCGGGAGGCCCAGGAGCAGGAGGCGCAGCAGGCCGCGGCGGAGCGGGUGAAGCGCCAGGAGGAGGCGCUGAAACAGGAGGAGGAGAUCCACCGCAAGCGCAGAGAGCUCGAGGAGCUGGAAGCAGAGCGAGAAGCAGCGAGGAGGCUCAGAGAAGAGGAGGAGCACCGUCGCGAGCUGGAGAAGGCGAGGCAAGCCGCGGAUGAGGAAGAGCGGGCUCGGUUGGCAAAGGCCAUCGAGGAGCAGCAGAAGGAGAUCGAGAAGCGGAACAGUGAGCUGAAGGCUUUAGAUACUUUGCAUGAGGAGGCCGCCCAGCGCAGUCAAAGCUUCCAAGAGGAGCAGCGCGCAGAGGUGGCGCGCGUGGAGGAAGAAAGGCCUGCGGCCUUGGGCGACUGGUCCUUCUGGAUCAGCGGCAUCCUCUAA